Cololabis saira (Pacific saury) is the source of this 1685-nucleotide messenger RNA. It is a transcript of the gene fitm1l, whose product is annotated as fat storage inducing transmembrane protein 1, like. The coding region runs from base 745 to 1605 and encodes 286 amino acids. The record is from RefSeq and is a predicted model, not a curated record. The transcript has 2 exons. Gene Ontology annotation, biological process: lipid droplet organization; lipid storage; phospholipid biosynthetic process. Gene Ontology annotation, cellular component: endoplasmic reticulum membrane. Lineage: Eukaryota; Metazoa; Chordata; Actinopteri; Beloniformes; Belonidae.
GGAGAGAAUGGAUGUCGGUGUCAGAGAGAAAAGCAGAGAAGCUACAGCUGUAGUAGUAAGUAGUUGUAAACUUUAGCUCAACACAACGGUGAUCACUUCAUUUCUGCACAAGCAAACAGGUAAGGCCAAUCACAGUCACUAUGCAGUGGAAACAGAAACCUCUGCAGACACUACAGUAGUAAUCUGCAGCCACAACUACCCUGAAAGUAUAAGCAGGUGAAGUGUACCAGGCUGACUCAGCACUGGAGUCCGCCGGAGCGAUGACUUUCAGGGUUGAAUUACACAGGAAGCUCCUAUUUGAAGUGUGAGAAGUGCUAGAAGCCAGUUGUCACUUCAUUCAUGCUAUACAGCGAACACUCUACAGAUGGGUAGAUAAACCUAACCACUAACAUCAGUGGACUGGAACUAAUCUGAUUCACAGCCAGGAGCUCUGGACUUCAGCAGGAUCAAGGUUGUGUAAAACGGAUGGAUUCCAAGCCUUUUUCAUUCUUCUUUUCAGUGCUGGUUCACAUCAACAGUGUGUUUUGGACUACUUGAGAUGCAGAAUUGUUCCCUAUGUGCAAACAGACGUUAACCCAUAAGAUACUGCUGUUUUAAGUGCCAUCUACUGCGAAUUAAAGCCCCUGUCACAUGUGACAGUGCAUGCUGUUGGGGUCCGAGGCGAAUGAUCUACACAAACACUCGCUCUGCUCUGCGGUCGACUCUCCUGUAUAAGUUUCUGUCUGAUCAGAGUUUUGGACGUGGAUGCUGAUGUUUCUCAACACUUUGCUGGUGGUCAUGACGGACCUGGCAGCCGGGUUGCUGGGUAACAGGCUGGUCCGUCGGCACUUUAACCUGCUGCUGUCAGCGGUGGUGAUGUUCGGCCCCGCUCUGAGCCUCUGGGUGUCCCAGCACAGCGUCUUUGCCCGCAGAACCCACUUCCUCUAUAGGUUGUUCUUGCGCUCUGGUUGGGGCUGGACUUGCAUUUUUGUUGGCUCCUUCGUCUUCCUCCUCUCCUUCUCCGUCUGUCGUUCCCUGUCUCUUUCCUUCCGCCAUCUCUCCAGGCUGCCGGUGGCCGUUGGACUGUGGCUUGGUUUCUGCAAACUCCUGGACCUCCUGGAGAACACUACAGGAAGCUGCUACGAAUCUUUAAAAGCUGUCCCAGAGGUGAACAGCGGGCAGCCUCUGCUGGUGCUGAGAGACGGAGAGAGCAAAUCUGAGUGCCUGAGAGCAGGGAUGGUGUGGAGGGGAUAUGAAGUUUCAGAGGACAUCUUCCUCCUGUGUCUUUGCUGCCUGCUUCUGGCAGAGGAAAUAGCGGUGUUUGGCCCUUAUCUGAGCCUCGGUGGGGUCUCGGAUGCUCCUCUGAGGAUCCUCUUCUUGUUCUGUGUUCUCCUGCUUGGCCUUUGGAUGUUCCUGCUUCUCUGUCUCUUAGCUUACUUCCCUCAGUUCCCCACCCAGAUCCUGGGGGGGGCUCUGGGAUACCUCACCUGGAGGGGACUGUAUCAGGGCUGGUACUGCCUGGGGCCUACUUGGUACUGCCCGGGCAGACCUGGCCAGGGACUGCUGAACACCAAGACCAGCAGGCACCAGUCAGAGGAUGCAGUGAGUCACAAUCACUACAACUAACUGAAAACAUGACUCAAACCAUUCAGCCCCAAAACUAAAAUUAAUAAAAAUCUUCAACAAGUAUUACGUAUGGAGUAAGU